UGAUACCAAAAUUGUACAAGGGUCCUGAGGACUCACGAAGCCAUAGACAAAAAUUUCCAUAAGCAGCAACGUUUGUAGGAUCUUAAGUUUGUGAUGUAGUUUUCCUAUUUAUUGUUCUCUAGGUGUACAGGGCAGAGCAAAACCUGUAAUUUUUUCCAUAGUCGGUAAUUCAGAACAUGUGCAUGACGUCCCUUACAGGUAUCGUCGUUUUGAUAGCAGCGCCUUGUUCAUUCUACAUAGUUAAAUCUUACAGCUGUUGAUACGUAAAUUAUUGGUAGAAAAAGUGUCACUGAAUAUUUCGUUCAGAAACAUAGCCGCUGGCCUGAUACGAUAACCGGCACAAAAAUGAGAGAAGCUGGUAUAAUGCUAAUAAGUACAGCGUUAACAUGCGCUGUAAUUGGCAAUGCUUAUUAUCAAAGAAAACAAUUUUAUCCGACAGUAGUUCACAUAACCAAAUCCAAUCCUAGUAUGACAGUGAUUUAUGCUCAAGGAUUAAUUCUAGUAUUUAUGCUAAAUGCUUUUCUUCGAAAAAUAUUUUUUGGUACACUACGUGCUACUGAACUUGAGCAUCUACUAGAAAGAGUAUGGUAUGCAGUAACUGAAACUUGUCUAGCAUUUACCGUAUUUAGAGAUGACUUCAGUCCCAAAUUUAUAGCAUUAUUUACGCUUCUUUUAUUUUUAAAAUCAUUUCAUUGGUUGGCAGAAGAUCGUGUGGACUACAUGGAAAGAAGUCCGGUGAUAACAUGGUUGUUUCACCUUAGAGUUGGUACAUUAUUAGCUCUUCUAUUUGCUAUAAAUUUAACUAUGAUUCGUUAUGCAUAUAAUACAACAACUACAAAAGGUCCUUCCGUGCAAUUAGUAUUCGGUUUUGAAUAUGCGAUCCUCUUAACUGUCGUGUUCAAUAUAGAAAUAAAGUAUAUAUUGCAUACAAUAGAUCUACAAAGUGAAAAUCCAUGGGAUAACAAACCAGUAUUUCUAUUAUAUACUGAAUUGAUAAUUGGGUUAUUGAAGGUCAUUUUAUAUGUUGCUUUUGUUACAUUGAUGAUAAAAUUAUAUACUUUACCGUUGUUCGCACUUCGACCAAUGUAUUAUACAAUGCGAGAUUUCAAAAAAGCUUUCCAUGACAUUGUAAUGUCUCGUAGAGCUAUCAGAAACAUGAAUACACUAUAUCCAGAUGCAACAGCAGAAGAAUUAGCUGCUGCUGACAAUGUAUGCAUAAUAUGCAGGGAAGAAAUGGUUUCGGCAAGUAAGAAGUUACCAUGUAAUCAUAUUUUUCAUACUGCAUGUCUUCGUUCUUGGUUUCAACGUCAGCAAACAUGUCCCACUUGCCGUUUAAACAUUUUAAGACCUGUUAACAAUAAUCAAGGCAAUAGACAACAAAAUCAACCUCAGCCAGGACCACAAGUACCUCAACCUCCUCAAGCACCAGGAUUUAAUCCAAUUGUUCAAGUCUUACCAGCAUUCUGGGCUGGGCUACAAGCUCCAGGAGCUGCACCGCAACAACAAGUUCCACCAGCAACGCAACAACAACAAGGUCAAAGUACUACUACAAACACUCCUACCACGUCAUUCCAAAAUUUAGCAGCUGGUGGUGUACCACUGUUUCCACCACCAUUUCCUUCUAUGGUACCAUUACCACCGUUUCCUACUCCACCACCUAAUUUAACAGAAUUGAGUGAAGAAGAGCUUAGAGCAAUGGAGGGUAAUUUACGACAAGCUGUAGAAGCUAGAAUGCAAACAUUGCAGCGAAUUCAGCUCUUGCUAGAUGCUGCCAGUGCUAUGAUGAACCAGUAUCAAACAGCCGCAGCUACUGCUAACAUUCCAGUGCCAACUGCAACAAGUAAUGUGAAUGUUACAACAGAUGUUUCUUCAUUAGCACAACCAGGGACAUCUAAAAACACAAGUUCUGAAGUUGAGAAUGUUCACUCAGAAAGUAAAGUUGACAUAAACGUUCCUAGUACUACAACUACACCCAGUGAAAGUACGAAUACAUUAUCGGGUACAGAGGGUAAUGAUGUAACUCCAGAAUCAUCAGUUAGUAAUGAAACCGAACCAACAGCCGUAACAGAAAUUUUGCGGAGACGUAGGCUACAAAAAUUUUCAACUCAACUCACGACAGAGUAAAAGUUCAUAAAAUUAUGUGAUAACUUGUGUAAUAUAAUAAUCUGUACCUCAAUUAAUGACUGGCAUGGUUUGCAGAUGUAAUUAAUAUUUGAGAAAUGUGUAACGGUUAUGGUUAAGAGUUUGAAAUUCAAAUUCAAAGUUGUCUUUACGAUAUCAAUAAUCUCAAGUGUAUGAAAUAAAUUUAUCUUUUUUUUACAUAUACAUAUAUACAUAUAAACUGUUAUAGAAAAAAAAUAACCAGGCAAAUUUUUAUUUCAAUGAAUACAUUGUGUACCAGUUAGUUUAUGUGUAUAUAAACUCUUUACACAAUGGUACAGAUUUCUGCAAAGUGUUUUACGGAAUGAACUUUUGUAUUCAUUAAAUUGCUUCUGUAUUAUUUGUCUGAUAGUUAUUAAAACUCAUCACUCUCAAUCCUGUAUAUUUAUAUUAAAAGUUUAACUUAAAAUGUUUAACAGAUUUUCAUUGUUUUACAUUCAGAUCAGAAUACAGAUUUUGUGAGUCAUUACAUUUUGUAAGAAAUACUUGUGUUUAUAAAUGAGAGUGGUAAUAUCAGUCAGUAUAACAUGACUGAGCAGACAAUUAUUUUAGAUAACUAUCAUUGUAUGUAAUAAAUUUAUUUCUUCAAUAAUAUUUUUAUUUUCAUUGUAUAGAUUUAUACACCAUUUGUAUGGUUCAUUAAAGAAAAAAAAAUGUUUGCAAUAAUUUUAAAUAAUAAAUCUAAAUGAGACUAUAGAAUGUAAUAAAAAUAAAAUAAAUUAUAUUAUUUAAAAAAUAAUGAACAUACUCAUAUUAGGGUAAAUACAAUUUUAUUUUUAGAAAUUUCAAUCUGUUUAAUAUUUAAAUUAUAAAUAUAGGAUGAUCUACAACUUUCUAUACAAACGUUGAUAACGAGUUUUAUCAAUAAAAAUAAGAUUAAAAUGCCUUUAAGAAAAGAAAAAAAUGGAACGUCUUUAUCGAUACGAAAGUGAUAUCGACCCAUUUUCCAACAAUACCGUAAAUCGUUCAUUAAAAAUAUAAAAAAAAAGAUUUUUCUAUCAAUCACUUAAGGAGAAUAUAUGGCCUAAUUAAAAGAUCACUAAUAA
This is a messenger RNA of Nomia melanderi (Alkali bee), 3206 nucleotides long. It is a transcript of the gene sip3, whose product is annotated as septin interacting protein 3. Gene Ontology annotation, cellular component: endomembrane system. Gene Ontology annotation, molecular function: ubiquitin protein ligase activity. The record is from RefSeq and is a predicted model, not a curated record. Gene Ontology annotation, biological process: ERAD pathway; proteasome-mediated ubiquitin-dependent protein catabolic process. Lineage: Eukaryota; Metazoa; Arthropoda; Insecta; Hymenoptera; Halictidae.